Messenger RNA from Naegleria gruberi, 1632 nucleotides. RefSeq lists its product as uncharacterized. The transcript is spliced from 2 exons. The coding region runs from base 1 to 1632 and encodes 543 amino acids. NCBI's taxonomy places the organism in Eukaryota, Heterolobosea, Eutetramitea, Acrasida, Naegleriidae. The record is from RefSeq and is a predicted model, not a curated record.
AUGAUCAUACCAAUCCUUUGGUUGAUAAAAGAAAAGUUCUACAAGCCAUACCUUGACUGUCAGGUACCAAUUGAACAAAUAGACAGUGUUUUAAAGGAACAAGAUAACAAAUUAAUAGGUGAAACAGUUGUCAUCAUUGGUGGAAGCUUCUCUGGUCUCACAACAGCCAUUAUCAUGAGUAAAUAUUAUAGAAAGGUAAUAAUUAUUGAUCGUUCUAAAAUUGUUCCAGACGAAUCGAUUGCCAAAAGUAGACAAGGUGAACAAGCUCAUGUUAUUGCCUAUCGUUCAAUGCUUGUUUGGGAAAGAUUAUUACCUGGAUUUUUAGAUGAAUUGAAAAAUGGAUUAGGAACUUCAGAUCAUUUGAAUUUGAGAAAGAAUCCUUUGCUUAUGGCUUCUAGAGGUCAAAUUGAAACUAUUUUGAGAGAAAAAGUUAAAAGGGAAUUGAAAAAUGUUGAAUUUCUUGAUGGAUAUCAUGUUUCGUCUAGUGGUAUUAAAGUUGAAACUAUUUCAGAGAACGGAGAAAAGGUUACUCGUGUUAAAUCUAUUACUGUAACUAAGGUUUCUGAUGCUGAGCAUGUUUUAUUUGCUUCUUCACGUACUAUUGAGUGUAAUUUAUUGGUCAAUUGUGGAGGGGCUGGUUCUAGCUCUUUAAUGAAAAACAUUGAAAAUGAAAUUUCACCAAACAAGAAAAUUCUCACAAAAUCAUCAAUUGAAUGUAAAAUUGGAUAUCAAACCAUUUUUAUGGAACCAAAAGACAGUUCAUAUGAUAGUGAAGGAAAAGUUGCAAUCAGUAGAGAGGAUAGAAUUGACAAUGUUCAAGAAAAUAGAAAAUUAGAUGAUCCAUACUAUAUUAUCUAUCAUUUAUUGUGUUAUCCAAAUAGAAGAGGUGUUCUAUUUAUGCCAUAUAGUGAUAACACUUUCCUUAUCUUAUUAACAACUUAUAAUGAAAAGAUUGAAUCUGUUCAAUAUGAAACUGCUAAGGAACAAAUUAUUGAAUUUACAAAAUUAAAUCCAACUAUGGAAAGAGAUGCCAAAAUUAUGCUUGAAAAAUUCAAAGAUAUCCCAAAGAAGAUUGUUCCAUACUAUGAAAAGAAUGGAAGUGAAUAUGUUCACUAUGAAAAUUUGAAAGGAGUGAGAGAUUUCAUUGCUGUUGGUGAUGCUGCAGGUUCUCUUAAUCCAAUUUAUGGACAAGGUAUUACAAUGGCAAUAGAUUCUAUAGUUCUACUCGAUGAAAUGAUUAAGAUUGAAUUGAAAAAGGACAAGUCAGUGUUCAACCCAUCUUUCUGUCAAGAAUUUCAAUCAAGGUUAUGUAAAUCUUAUCUCGUUCCAUGGUUAUUGUGCUCCAGUACUGAUAUGAGAUUUGAUUUUGCAAAAUAUUCACAAAAUCUUUCAAUGCAAAAAUUAAUCUCACCAAUUUUAGGAUGGAUGACAGAUAGAAUGUUCAUGUCUGCCAACGUUUCUGCAAUUUCAAGUUUUCACUUGAUGAAAGUUUUAUUGAUGGAAGAUGGAUUCAGAAAAGAACUUGUUAAUUUAUAUUGGCUUUUAGGUUUUGUUUUUAGAAAAGAGGUAAUUAUGGUUACUUUUAUAUCUCUUUCAAUCUAUAUUUUCAAUUUUGUAAUAUCCUUAUUUUGA